AUCCCUCGCUUGUUGCAAACGCACCUUCCAGUGCUCAUUGUCAUGGCAUAGCAUGACGUAUAGGUGACAAUAUUUUUUUUUCAAGGCAAAUUGGAAAGAUGUCAUCGUUUGUGGAGUUUAGUGAACGGGAUACGUGAUAGUUGUCAAUAUUGUUAUAAAAAAAAAAAGUGUUAUAUUCCAAAAUCAAAGAAUAUUGUACGCGUUAUUGUGUUAUUAUUUUUUUUAUUCUCGUCGCAGCGCGAAUGACAGAUCAAGUUUACACCUGCGGAUGUGGUUUUCGUCGAAAGAGGACGACAAUUGUCCGACGACGACGAAAUGAAAAAGUUUACAUUUAAGUCAGUACUCGAUAAUUUUCGUUCGUCGGUCGCUCAGCAGGCAAAGCCCGAGCAGGAAAUUGUUGAAAAUUUACGCGCUGAGAAUUUUCAACUUAAAAAAACAUUCAGGCAUGGUUUCCCCUAUCAACCAACUGCACUUGCAUUUGAUCCAGUACAAAAAUUACUUGCAAUUGGCACUAAAUCGGGAUCCCUACAAAUUUUGGGACGACCUGGUGUCGAUAUUAAUGUAUCGCAUGAUAAUUAUGCCGCCGUGACACAACUUCAAUUUAUAAUAAAUGAAGGUUCACUUAUCUCCGCAACGGCAGACGACGCACUCCAUUUAUGGAGCUUCCGACAAAAAAUACCGCAAAUUGUUCAGAGUUUAAAAUUUAAUAGUGAACGUAUAACAUGCAUGCAUCUUCCAUUGCAAAGCAAGUGGUUAUAUAUUGGUACGGAACGUGGGAAUAUUUAUUUUCUACACGUGGAGACAUUUGUUAUAUCGGGAUAUGUUAUUAAUUGGAAUAAGGCAAUAGAAGUUACACGAAAAACACAUCCGGGAGCUGUUGUACAUUUAAGUGAUCAUCCAUUGGAUUUGGGGAAAAUUUUAAUAGGUUAUGAAUCGGGACAAGUUGUUUCUUGGGAUCUUAAGGGUAAAAUAGCGGAAUUUCGUUGUCAGACAGAUAAACCCCUUAGAUCAAUAUCGUGGCAUCAUGAGGGUAAACAGUUUAUGUGCAGUCACACGGACGGCUCACUUUCGACGUGGACUCUUCGUCAGGCAAAACCGACGAAUCUUACAUUUCCACAUGCAAAAGUUCUCAAGGAUGGGGAACCUGAACCAUGCAGGACUAUUCAAAAAGUCGAAUGGAAAAUAUCAAAGUCAAGUGAGUCAUUUAUUGUGUUUACAGGUGGUUUGCCAGUGGAGACAACUGGAAGAACUCCAAGCAUCACGGUCAUUCAGGGCAAGACCACAACUGUCCUCGAAAUGGAGCACAAUGUUGUGGAUUUUAUAACAUUGUGUGAAAGUCCCUGGACGACUGAUUGUCAAGAACCAUAUGCAGUGGCAGUAUUAUUGCAAAGUGAUUUUGUCGUGAUAGAUUUAUUGAGCCCUGGAUUUCCCUGUAUUGAAAAUCCCUAUCCAAUGGACAUUCAUGAAUCUGCUGUUACUUGUUGCGCAUAUUUUGCCGACUGUCCUCCAGAUCUUGUGCCCGCUUUUUAUUCAGUUGGAUCAAAAUAUCAAAAACGUAGUGGUUUCAGCGAAAAAGAUUGGCCAAUAUGCGGCGGUGAAUGGAAACCAAAUUCAAGUAGUUACAGUGAGAUUAUACUCACGGGACAUGCGGAUGGGAGUAUUAAAUUUUGGGACGCAUCGGCGGGUACAUUGCAAGUUCUUUAUAAGCUCAAAAUAUCGAAAUUAUUUGAGAAAAGUAAAUCGAGAAGUAUAGAGGGCGAGGAGGAUCCAUUGGCAAUUCAAAUGAUAUUUCUUUGUCCGGAAAGUAGGAAAUUGGCAGCGGCAACCGUUGGUCGUCAUGUGAUUUUGUUCAAGUUUAAAAAAAUUGAGAGUACCUCGGAGGUUGUGAUUUUAGACAUAAGUUUUGAAGAUAAGGACCUGGCACUGGAGUCUGGAGUUUAUAUGGGAUCGCCAGUUAAGGAGACAAACCCUCUUUUGGACGAUAGGGCAAAAGAUGGUGAAGGGCCAUUGAGAGUGAAAACGGGAAUGCAAAAACGAGCACCUGGAUUUCAGGCGAGCCUCAUUUGUGUGACCCUCGGGCCGGACGGAGAGCAGACUGAGUACAUUUCAGCCUUGAGCCUAAACUCCUCGUACGGUUUGCUCUCUUAUGGUAACGAGUCGGGUCUUGUUGUUAUCGACAUUGUACAAAAAGUGUCCCUCCUCGUAGUGAGUACAAGUGAUCUUGGUAUGUCGGUUGAUUCAAGUCGAAUACUACGUAGUCCAAAAAAGCAGGACGAAAGACGCGAUGAAGAUCGAAUUCGAAGUCCUAGUGCCGAUACAAAUCAAGUGAAUUUCACAGUCUUCCCGGAAAAUAAAACAGAGGCAGAUAGAUUUGAGAGCUCGUUGCAACGUUCACCGAGUUCAAGUAUGUCGUCCUUGGAGAACAUUUCCCAUGAAACCAUCAGCUGCCUUAUAUUUGCCGAUUCCUACACGAAAAAAGAUUCCAUUGCCUUACCGACAUUAUGGAUUGGCACGACUCUGGGCUCGGUGCAGCCCAUCAUGUUCAACAUGCCUACCUCAGGUGAGAGACUCGCACAACCUGUGAUUAUUCCUACUUCCAAACUAGGAGGCACGACCUUCAAAUUGAAAGGCGCCAUCUUGACGAUGUCGUUUUUGGAUUGUAAUGGAGCGUUGAUGCCCUACUCGUACGACUCUUGGAAGGAUGACAAUACUGAAAGUAGUCGAGAUCGAAGCAAGAGCCGGGGAAACCUGGCAAACACGAGACUUCCCUCGUUCGCGAGCCCAGGAUUUGAAGAUAGGCAAUUUGUUGUUAUUGCCUCGGAGAAACAGGCCAAGGUCAUUGCUCUUCCCUCGCAGAAUUGUGUCUAUGGACAGCAAUUGGCUACCACGAACAUUGUUGUCAAGGCGGAGAUAACAUCGUUAAAGGACAGUGUCUGUCUUGUUUGUUACGUUUCCAAUGGCCAUGUAACUAGCUACAGUCUGCCGAGUUUAAGGCUUCUCAUAGAUGUAGAUUUUCUACCGUUGACGAAUCUCAGAAUUGUGAAAACCCUCUGCUUCAGUAACAGGGGCCACGGCUUGUAUCUUUCAUCGCCAUCUGAAAUUCAAGAAUUCACUGUCUCCAGUGAUUAUUGUGGCGAAAUAACGGACAUGACUGGUGAUUUAUUUCUCACUCAGGAAAUGCCCGAACAGCCAAAGGAGAGUUUCUUUAAAGAAUUAUUUAGAGGUGGCUCCAAGAGUCUCGAUAGAGAGGAAUUAUUUGGCGAAUCAAGUGGAAGAUCCUCCAAAUCAUUGGUGAAACAUAUGGUUGGACCAAAUGCAAGUGUUGAGAAUUUACGCGAGAGAGCAUCAACUGCCACUAGUGAUGUUGCAAAGGCCCAUCAAAUGGUGAUGGAGAGAGGUGAAAAAUUAGGUGAACUCGAAGAAAGAACAGCAAGAAUGAUGAACGAGGCAGAAGGAUUUUCUCAAUCAGCUCAUGGAUUGAUGCUCAAAUACAAGGAUAGAAAGUGGUAUCAACUGUGAGAAUACGAUGUUUUUCAUAUAUUAAUAUAUGGGUGUGUUCUAAUCGCAUUUCCAAUUUCAAAAAUUGUUUUUUGGUAAUGUUUGCGACCACCUGACUCUCUACCUACCCCCACCACCCUAAAUUUAAAAAAAAAACACGUUCUGUAACUGUUAUUCUGGUGACAUAACUGUUGUAGAACAUGUAAAAUUGUAGCUAUUCCGUAACCGUGUUACAUAAAUGUUAUAGAACUUGAGUGUAACAAAGUUUACGUGCGUGCGUCCCCGCCUGACGCCGCCAGUUCCCGCCAUUUUAACGAAUCGAAUCAAAAAAAAAAAAAAAAAAAACGAUUCUGGAUUUCUUGUAGAUUUAUUUUAGUUGUAAAAGUGCUCUAACAAUUUUCAAGGAUUCUUUGAUAUUUCAACUUGGAAAGAGAUAACGAGGAAAAACGGAGAAAGGACAAUUUAUUCGGCUCUGCUUGAAAAAGACAAUGAGAAUUAAAACUGUAGAAUUCGUCGACAGCUAUCUUGAAAUACGACCAAUCCUGGGAAAAUAAGAUGAAAAGAAUUUAUUUUGAAGAACUCUUAAGACUAUUAAAAAAAAAAAAAAAAAAAAUUGAAGAAAAUUUUUCUGAGAGUGCUGUUGUAGGCAAAUAGAAGUAGUUAUUGAGUCAUUUGUGGGAACUGGCUAGUGAUGACAAUAGUGGGAUUGUAGCUGUACCAAAGUCGAUUUUGGAGGACUCGUAAAAUCGAGAUCACUCGUAAGGCUGCAUUUACAGAUAUAUAAGAUUCCACGGAUCCAGGUUUUCAACUUUCUUCAGUUAUUAGUGGAAGCGAUACGGAUAUCAAGUUUACAGGAUCGUUCUACACGAUAGACUGAUAAUUAUAAGACAAUUUUUUCUCAAAAGACUUACUUCUUCAAACAAAAAAAAAAAAAAUUAAUAAUAAACAAAUAAAUAAAUAAUGAAAUAAUAAUAAUAAAUCCUACGCUUGUGAAACAAGUGCUAGUUAGGAUGUUUCUGUUUUCCUACUUUUGGUCGAAUUUGUUUCUACAUGUGCGAAGCAUCGACGAAUUUUCUUAUAACUUUAUCGAGCUUCAACGUGUGUAUUUCUCGUUCUCUGACCUAUCAAAAAUUAACGUAGAAUUAUCUAAAAGGACCUAACUCCUCAUAUCAGAAACUCUGCCAGUAUUACCAACACGAGACGUUCACUAGCCUUUUGAAGACAUUCUCCUAAUAUUAUGGUGUCUCAAAGUGGCCUCUUCCAAUUUUCCGGACCGCGGACCGGCAAAGAUCAAACCUUACUCAGGAAUCUUUCAACUGGUAUGCUGGCUGGUCUCAAAAUGAACAGUUAAAAAACAAAGAAUUUUUCAAUUUAUCGUAAUUAUAGUCUCUGUGAAGUCAGAAAAAAAAAUGGCGGCAAUUGUGAAGAAGCACAUGUUUCACUGAAUAUCACACACAAAUGAAAAAAAAAAAUAAUAAAUUAAAAACAUUAGGUGCUCCAAGUAUUAAAUUGAGACCAGCCGACUCGUUUAACGCAUCCGAGUAUAAUAUUUUAAUAUUUUAAUCGCACAAAAAAAAAUCCAACACACGUUGUUGGAAUUCUCAGCGAAGCACAAACUCGGAUAAAAUGAAUGGUGGGCGACAUGUGUCGAAUUCCUGUUUUUAUUCUCAGGGUGUCUUUGACUCUAUUGAGAAAACUGUUAAAAGAAAGUCAUGUUUGUUAUAGAUAUGUGUGUGAAGUUUUCAAAUUUCCAAUAUUGAAAGUCAAUAGAUUCAAAUAGGGUUCCUGUGUGUCUCCGGCUUGAUAAGAUCACGGAUCAAACAUGAAUCUUCACUCAGGAAAUUUUAGCGAAAUGCCGGCUGGUCUCAAAAAAAAAAAAAAAAAAAAAAAAUAAUAAUAAAAUAAAAAAAUUCGUCAUUUUUAAGAUAAAAAGCGUAUACAUACAUGUAUGUAUAUGCAGUUAUAGUACGCCAAUUUUAAAACAAGCGUAGUAGGGCGUCUUAACACGUUCACCAACGCGACAUUUCGGUAGGUGUCUUUUCAAGUGGCAUGUACCCGGUUGGUUUCCACAAAAAAAAAAAAAAAAAAAAAAAAUACGCGCAAAAAAAGUAAAGAAAAGGGGAUUUUUCUCUUCCACGUCAGGUACAAGCCGCCAUGGUGAACGUGUUGACUUUUUAAAAUGAAUUGUUAAAUAAGUGCAAUAUUUAAAUUGUUAUUAGAUAAGAUUAUUUAAAUUGUUAUGUGAUUGCAUUAUUUAACUUGUUAGGCAAUUGCAUAAUAAAGUCAUUUCCAAUUGGAAGUAAAUGAUUUAUUAUUUUCAACUGAAAUUAUGGGACUCAUGAAUUAGUUAUAAAAAUCAUUAUUUGAAAUUUUCAUUUGAUAGAAAUUCAUUUAAUAUAAUUUUCAUUGAGUCGAAUUUUAUUUAUUCAAAUUAUUAUUUUGCGUAUUAUUUUCAUUAAAACGAUUUUCUAUUUUACAGAAUUUUUAUACAACUGAAAAUUUAAUUCACAGAAAUUUUAACUGUUUGAAUUUUCAUUUGUCAGAUUUUUUAUGCUGCUUGAAUUUUCAUCUAACAUAACAGCCAUUUUUAUUAAUUUUUAUUAGGUAGAAUUUUAUUGCAUAUAAUUUUCUUUUAGGCGAAUUUGUAUUUGUUCGAAUUUUCAUUUGAUAAAAUUUUCAUAAUAACCGAUUUUUCAUUCUACACAAUUUAUACUUAACCGAAAAACAAGUGAAAAAUUACAGAAUUUUUAAUUGGUAUAAUUUUCAUUUUGCCCGAAAUUUUAAAUGUCCGAACAAACAAUCGACAGUAAGAUUUCGACGCAAUUUUUAAAAUUGACCAAUCACGAAUUUCUUGCUAAUUUCUGAUUGGUCAAUUUUAAAAAUUGCGCCGAAAUAUUUUUGUAGGUUAUGUUUUUUCGGUCAUUUGCAAUUUCGGAUAAAUGAAGAUUUUAUCAAUUAGAAAUUCUGUUGAAUGGUUUUUUGAUUAAGUAUAAAUUGUAUAGUAUGAAAAAUCGGUUAUUAUGGAAAUUCUAUCAAAUUAAAAUUCGAAAAAUUGAAAAUUGGCUUAAAAAAAAAUUCUAUGCAAUUAAAUUCUACUUAAUAAAAAUUCAUUAAAAUGGCAUUUUUUAAACUCAUUUAUUAAAUAAUAAAUUUUUAAGAAAAAAAUUUAUUAAAUAAUAAUUAAAUAAAAAUAAUAAUGUUAAAUAAAAAUUCGAGCGAAUAAAAAUUCUGACAAAUCAAAAUUCUGUGAAGUGAAUUUUCAGUUGUAUAAAAAUUCUGUAAAAUAGAAAAUCGGUUUAAUGAAAAUUCUAAUGCAAAAUAAUAAUAAUACGAAUAAAAUUCGACUCAAUGAGAAUUCUAUCUAAUAAAAUUGUAUUAAAUGAAAAAUCUAUCUAUUCAUUUUUAGAACUUAUUCAUGCAUUCCGAAAUUAUAUUGAUGGGUUACUUUAACAACCUAGUCAUUCCUAUUAUUGUUUAAUUAAUCUUUGUACUUUAAUGAAUUGCUAGUCUGCUCAGUUUUUUUCUGUCUGUUAAUAUUAUUGUUAUUAUUAUUUUAUUAUAAAUUUAAAUUAACCGGUUUAUUAAUUAAUCGAACAAUUAAUAAAUUAACCGACCAAUUAAUAAAUUAGUUGAUUAACAAAAUUAAUUGAAUGUGCGCUUAAAGGAUUAAAACACUUAAUGGUUGAUAAAAAAAAAAAAAGAAAGGAGAAAUACUGACUUUAGUCGUAUUAACGGAUAAACGUUGUGAUUAUAUUGUAGAAAAUAAUUAGAUAAAAAAAAAUAAUAAUUUUGUUGAAAAAUUGUUUAUGAAAAAAAAUCGUUCUAACGAGAAUUUUAGAAAGAAACAUUUGAAGAUAAAUUUUCAAUCUAAGAUUACUGUAUGCUUUUCGGCUGUAAUAGAGAAUUUAGUAGUUGGGGAAAAAAAGAUUAGUCAUGAUGAUAGAUUUUAUUAAGAAUUUUUGAUUUUAAAAUAUUAAAAAAUGAAAUGAAGGUUCAAUCACAUUCCGCUUACAUCGCGUCUCCAUAUUUCUACCUGAAUUAGUCCUUUGGACUCUUGUUGUCAGUAUCCUGUCCUCGCAAUAUUGGUCUGAUAUUUUUCAGACCCAUCAGAGAGGCAUCUAUUUAGUUACCUAUUUCGGGAUUAGUCUAUGGUAGUUGCCAAUAUUUAUAGUAGUAAAUUAGAUGUAGUGCCAUUUACUUGCAUAGACAAUUUUAUCUUAAAUCAUGAAACAGUUGCAAAAAAAAAACAAAAAAAAAAAACAAACAAUGUAUAAACAAUAUAUUGUUUAUAUAUAAUAUAUUGUUAAUAUUGUAAUGUAAUAUUGUUAAUAUUGUAUAUAAUAUAUUGUUAAUAUAUAAACAAUAUAAAAUGUA
This is a messenger RNA of Leptopilina boulardi, 7872 nucleotides long. It is a transcript of the gene Tomosyn, whose product is annotated as syntaxin-binding protein 5. Gene Ontology annotation, biological process: regulation of exocytosis; regulation of protein secretion. The record is from RefSeq and is a predicted model, not a curated record. Lineage: Eukaryota; Metazoa; Arthropoda; Insecta; Hymenoptera; Figitidae. The transcript has 5 exons. Gene Ontology annotation, molecular function: myosin II binding; syntaxin binding; GTPase activator activity. The coding region runs from base 316 to 3519 and encodes 1067 amino acids. Gene Ontology annotation, cellular component: SNARE complex; cytoplasm; plasma membrane.